Penicillium coprophilum is the source of this 933-nucleotide messenger RNA. RefSeq lists its product as uncharacterized. Gene Ontology annotation, molecular function: oxidoreductase activity, acting on the CH-OH group of donors, NAD or NADP as acceptor. The record is from RefSeq and is a predicted model, not a curated record. The transcript has a single exon. The coding region runs from base 1 to 933 and encodes 310 amino acids. Lineage: Eukaryota; Fungi; Ascomycota; Eurotiomycetes; Eurotiales; Aspergillaceae.
AUGUCUACCGAUACUUCAGCAGUGGGAGCGACUGAGGACCAGCGAGCCUCGCUGACUUCCAGAUUCAUUCCUACCAUGACCCUUUCGGAGGGAUCGAAUCCCCUCACUCGCCCCCUCACUCCAGUACCUUUUGAAUCUGCUCACUCACGGGCUGAAGCACGAUUCCAAGUCCACAGCAAAGCCAUAAUUACCGGCGGAGCAGGAGCGCUAGGCCUUGUCUCCGCACAGGCUCUCCUGGAGCAUGGUCUCACCUCACUGUGCAUCAUGGACCUCCCCACGACCCUAGAGACAUCAGAAGGACAAAUUCAAUUACUAGAAUCAAAGUUUCCCUCUGCCAAUAUAACCAAAAUUUCCUUGGAUGUGACAUCAAUCGAAUCAAUCGAAGCCGCUUUCGAGCAGGCAAAUAAGACAAUGGAAGGCAUUGACAUUCUCUGCUGCUUCGCUGGGAUCCCCGGCUGCCAGCCAUCCCUCACAGUAACACCCGACCAAUUUAACAGAGUCAUAGACGUCAAUCUGAAUGGAUCUUUCUUCUGUGCCCAAGCCGCAGCAAAGAAAAUGGAAUCCUCGGGCAAAGGCGGGUGUAUCUUGUUCACUGCGUCGAUGUCCGCCCAUUAUACCAACUUCCCACAGCCGCAGGCUGCUUACAAUGCGAGCAAGGCUGGUGUCGCGCAUCUGACUCGAAAUCUGGCUGCGGAGUGGGCUGUUCAUGGGAUCCGAGUGAAUAGUAUUAGUCCCGGUUAUAUGGAUACUAUUCUCAAUGCCGGAGAUGGUUUGGCGGGUAUUAGAAAGAUUUGGGAUUCCCGUUGUCCAAUGGGCCGGAUGGGAGACCCUGAGGAAAUUACUGGGGCUGUUGUUCUUCUCUGUAGUCGACGUGCAGGACGAUACAUCACUGGUACUGAUAUUGUUAUUGAUGGAGGGACAUUGACUCUGUAA